AUGCAUUCUACCAUAUCGACCCCUGAACAGAUGGAUGCUCUCAUAGCAGAACUUCAGCGAACUGCAUGGAAACCUCCCCAAACAGUUCCUGUCACUACUGAACGUCCAUCUGAAAGUGAUUCAGAAGAAUCAGCCCACACUUUACUCCCAUGGAAGCGAAAAAGAAGGGAUCCAAGGCCGAGAGUGCUUAUCAUAGACCCAGUUCAAAAGAAAUCCACACCGAUUGAGCCUGAUUCUAUGGCUCAAAACAUACAAAGCACAUUCACUGAGUCCUCUCCAGUGAUUCAAGAUAUACUAAGCCCGCUCCCUGAGCCCAUUCCUAUGGAUCAGGAUUUUAAAAGACAAUUUGUUGAAGAAGAAUUCAUACCUUCGGAAGGAGCUCUAGCUUCAGGAAGCUCAUUUGAAACCCCCGUGCUGGAUAUCUCCAAAAGCAAAAGCAAGUUGCCUGAAUCUGAAUUUGUUGAUGUCGCUCAGCUUCAGAAUAGGGUGUUUGUUCUGGAACAAGACUCUGCUGAAAAGGAUUUGAUAAUUGGAAAGCUGGAUAUCCGAAUCAGUGAGCUUGAGAAAGAGAACUUUGAUAAAGAUUCAAAGAUCUCAGAGCUUCAAGUGAGUCUUGGUGGUUUAACUACUCUAUUCUUUGAUCUGAAACAACGCCUAUUUCAAAAUUUUGGUGAUGAAUUUCAACCCUUGAGCGCUGAAGGAGAAAAGAUCACCACCUCUAGUUCAGGUCCCGCCAAUCCAUCUUCACAAUACUCAAGUGAAAAAGUUGCACGACCUGCUCCAGAUGCUAACCUUGAUACAUUCUUAUCUUCUACUUCUCUUUCUGCUCAAGAAAGAAGAGAGAAGCAAAUUAGGGCAUUCACGGAUGAAGUGUGA
This is a messenger RNA of Lactuca virosa, 876 nucleotides long. The record is from the annotation of a GenBank genome assembly. Lineage: Eukaryota; Viridiplantae; Streptophyta; Magnoliopsida; Asterales; Asteraceae.